Molecule: messenger RNA, 1090 nt
Organism: Musca vetustissima
Lineage: Eukaryota; Metazoa; Arthropoda; Insecta; Diptera; Muscidae
Gene: Taz
Product: tafazzin
Exons: 5
Coding region: 1-1029 (342 amino acids)
Biological process (GO): inner mitochondrial membrane organization; cardiolipin acyl-chain remodeling
Cellular component (GO): mitochondrial membrane
Molecular function (GO): 1-acylglycerophosphocholine O-acyltransferase activity
Source: RefSeq, a predicted model, not a curated record
AUGAAUUCGACUGCUACCAUCGAAUCAUCCCUAAAGUCUUCAUCAUCCGCAGCAGCAACAGUAUUUUCUCCAUACUCCAGAGAUACCAAGACGUAUCAACAGCAGCAACAACAACAGUUACAAAUGCAGCAUAAACAGCAUUCACAAAAUUCCUCCUCACAGUCACACCAAAUGCCACCAUCAACAGCAGGAACAGGAGCAGCAACACCAGUAACUUCUAAUACAACCCAACCCCAAGUCCACAUACCAUAUAACAUCGAUUGGGUUUUUAAGGGCCUAAGGACACCUUCAAAGCUAUGGUAUAUUUGUAGUCAACUGGCAAUACUUGCUGUAGGAUUAUUUAGCAAAUUUGUUCUAGUUUUUAUGAAUAAAACACGCGUUUACAACAAAGAAAGACUGAUAGAAGCCGUAACAAAAAGACCGACAGGUGUACCCUUAGUUACAGUAUCAAAUCAUCAUUCGUGCUUUGAUGAUCCCGGUCUAUGGGGUGUCCUGCCAAUACGCUAUGUCUGUAAUACCUUUAAAAUUCGUUGGUCCAUGGCUGCCCAUGAUAUAUGUUUUACGAACAAAUAUCAUUCACUGUUCUUUAUGUUCGGAAAAUGUAUACCGGUAAUACGCGGUAUUGGUGUCUAUCAAGAUGCCGUUAAUCUGUGCAUACAAAAAGCCCAGCAAGGACAUUGGGUACAUGUGUUUCCCGAGGGUAAGGUGAACAUGACAAAAGAGGAAAUGCGUUUGAAAUGGGGUGUUGGUCGUAUUAUAUACGAAUCGCCCCGGGUACCCAUCAUAUUGCCCAUGUGGCAUGAGGGUAUGGAUGAAGUAUUGCCCAAUGUUGAACCCUAUAUCCUGAAAUGGGGAAAAAAGGUUACCCUCAACAUUGGAAAGCCCAUAGAUUUGAAUGAUUUCAUCGAUGACAUGAAAUGUAGAGGGGUGCCCGAACCGGAGGCUAGAAAAUUAAUAACCGAUAAAAUCCAAGAAGUUUUCCACCAUUUACGCUUAGAAACCGAAGAACUACACAAAAAACGUAACUAGUGUCUUAAGUCAAUAUCGUUUGUUCUACUCUUCAUUUUGCUAAUAGUAAUUGGUAAUUUAA